This is a messenger RNA of Aspergillus campestris IBT 28561, 2631 nucleotides long. Its product is annotated as putative beta-N-acetylglucosaminidase. The record is from RefSeq and is a predicted model, not a curated record. Gene Ontology annotation, biological process: peptidoglycan turnover; carbohydrate metabolic process. Gene Ontology annotation, molecular function: acyltransferase activity, transferring groups other than amino-acyl groups; hydrolase activity, hydrolyzing O-glycosyl compounds. The annotation marks the transcript as partial. The transcript is spliced from 4 exons. NCBI's taxonomy places the organism in Eukaryota, Fungi, Ascomycota, Eurotiomycetes, Eurotiales, Aspergillaceae.
AUGGCACCCUCCGAAUUGCAGACCAAAGUCGGCCAGCUUUUUGCCGUUGGCUUUCAUGGCCUCACCCCGAGCCCUGAGAUCAAAACCUUAAUCCAUGAGCAUGCCCUUGGCGGCAUUGUUCUGUUCAAGCGAAACAUCAGCGAUGUGGCCCAACUCCAGUCUCUCACACGCGCCCUCCAAGAGGAAGCCCGACUAGCCGGCCAUGAGCGCCCGCUCUUCAUCGGCAUCGACCAGGAGAACGGGCUAGUAACCCGGAUCUCACCCCCCAUAGCCGCCCAGAUGCCCGGCCCCAUGGCCCUAGGCGCGACGUACUCGCCAGAGUCAGCCUACGACGCGGGCGUCAUCACGGGACAAACGCUGCAGUUCUUUGGGAUCAACAUGAACUACGCCCCCGUCUGCGACGUCAACUCUGAGCCCUUGAACCCAGUCAUCGGGGUGCGCAGCCCCGGCGACGACCCGGAAUUUGUGGGCCGCUUCGCCAGCGCCACUGCGCGGGGUCUGCGCGAGCAGAAGGUAAUCCCGAGCGUUAAGCAUUUUCCAGGACAUGGGGAUACAGCCGUCGACUCGCACUACGGGCUGCCGGUGAUCACGAAAUCGCGCGACGAGCUGGGCCGCUGUGAAUUGGUGCCGUUCCGUCGCGCGGCCGCUGAGGGUGUGGAGUCUGUUAUGACGGCCCAUAUCUCCCUCCCUGCCAUUGGAGAUGGUAGACUUCCAGCGACGUUGUCCCCCGACGUGCUGAACAUCCUGCGCAAGGAUAUGCAGUAUGACGGGAUGAUCAUCACUGAUUGUCUGGAGAUGGACGGCAUCCGUGCGACGUACGGUACGGAGCAAGGCGCCGUCCUCUCGCUCGGAGCAGGCAGCGACAGCAUCAUGAUUUGCCACACCUACAACGUCCAAGUAGCUGCCAUCAAGCAGGUAUGCGAGGCCGUACAAUCAGGCCAGAUCCCGCAAUCGCGCUUAGACGAAGCCUACCGCCGAGUCACAACUCUAAAGGACCAGUUCCUAGACUGGGACACGGCUUUGCGCGUACAACCGCCGUCUGAUCUCGCCGCACUCAACCAAAAAGGCAUCAUACUAGCCAGCGAGAUCUACGCUCGCUCGGUAACCCUCGUCCGGGACACCAAGGGCAUCCUUCCCCUAUCACCCACCGCGCAGAUCGUCUUCCUCUUCCCGGGAGGCACCACGCCCGCCGGCGGAGCCGUCGACGGCGAAGGCCUAGGCCGACCAGGCACGUACAGCGCCUCCCCAUACCUCAACCUCCUAAAUCGGCACGCGCCCAGCGUCGCCGAGGUCCACUACGCGCCGACAGGCCUGUCCACCCAACAAUGGCAAGCCGUGGAAGCAGCCGACGUCGUCGUCUUUGUUUCCAUCAACGCGAGAGAGUCACCCUACCAGCGAUCCCUGGGUCUCGAACUCCCCAAUCGAGCCCGCAAACUAGUCGCCAUCGCCGCGUGCAGCCCGUACGACUUCCUCGACGAUGUUGCUGCCAUAGGUACCUACAUGACAACCUACGAGCCCACCCUCGAAGCCUUCGCCGCCGCAACAGACAUCCUCUUCGGGACGGCUCCCCCCCGCGGGGCUCUCCCCGUCGGCGAGUCAAAACCUACCCCGUCUACCGACAUCCACAUAACCCAAUACAAUCCCAACAGUGACUUCUCGGGCAUCCUCUCCGUCUGGAGCGCAGCUCUCCCAACCUAUACCCCAGAGCCAGACCUCCUAUCCACCCUCCUCCACGCGCACCCCACGCAGCACCACUUCAUCGCCAGAAACAAGAGCACCGACGAAACAACCGGCUUCGCCAUCCUCUACGCCAACCCCAACACCAAAACAGCCCACCUCGCCGUCCUAGCCGUCCGUCCCUCCCACCAAAACCACGGCAUCGCCACAAGACUCCUCGCAGCAGCACGCGCCUCCCUCCCAUCCGGCACCCGCAUAGACCUAGGCAGCGGCAUCCCGCGCUUCUGGCCCGGUAUUCCCACCGAUUUACCUCAGUCAACACAAUCAUUCUUCAUCAACCGUGGUUUUCACCUUAAUCCGCUCAAACCUCGCUCUGUGGAUUUAUAUCAGAGUAUAUCCGGCUUAUCUUCCACGGGGGGGAAGUACCUCGCGGCGGCGAGACAGAAUCAUAUAUCGUUUGCGCCGAUCAAGCAAGAUCAGUACGAGGAGUGUAUGGCGGGACAGAUGAGGAAUUUUUCUCAUAACGCUGACUGGAUAAACCUCUACAAAACCCUCCCCCCAACCACGCACCCAAACAUCAUCCUCUUUGCCAUCCACACCCCUCCCCCAACCACCACAGAACCCCCCAAACAAAUCGCCUGGCUAAUCGCCCUCCCCCCCUCCCAUCCCAUCCUCACCCAAAACUGGGCAUUCCCUGCAUUCUUCACCCGCGCGGGCCAACACGCGGGUCUUAUCGGGUGUGUGGGUGUUGAUAAGGAGUUUAGGGGGAGGGGCGUGGGAUUGGGGUUGGUGGAGUUUGCGGUUGAUUAUUUACGGCAUCAUCCUUAUUCUGGUGGUGGUGGUGAUACUACUGGUGCUGCAAUUGAUGGCAUCUUUGUGGAUUGGGUGGCGAUUGAGGGGUGGUAUGAGAAGGUGGGGUUUGAUGUGUGGAGGUCAUAUCGGACGGGGUAUCUU